AUGGUCGCGCAUGGCAACAAGCCCCGAACGCCGCAUUUCGGAUGCCCGGAGGCUCCGAAACUCACAGGUCCUUCUACAAGUGAGGAGGCGGCGGCGGCCGCGGGGCGCACGCCUCCCGCCUCCCCGCCGCCCCCGGGACCGCUGACACGCGUGUCGCGGCCGCACCCGCAGCCCCCUCCCCGCCCCCUCUCCACCCGCGAGGCGGGCACGGCGGAGCGCCCGGCGGCUCCCCGCGGCCUGCGCUCGCGGCGCCGACCCCGCGCCCCGGCCCGCACCUGGUGGCCGAGCGGCGGCGGCAGCCCCCGCCCCGCCCCGCCCCGUCCCGCCCCACCUAGCCCCGGGGAGGCCGGGAGGGGGCCACGCGCGGGCGCUCCAUUGUGCGGCCGGCGGCUCGAGCUCGUCCCACCUGCCGGCGGCGGGGAGGGCCGGGGCCCCUCCGCACCUCCCUCUCGCGCAGCUCCCCCUCCGCCCACCCCCUACUGUCCCCGGCUGAACCGGGCGAGCCCGCCCCGCGCCCUCUUUCCCGUCCCUCAAGCUGGCAGAGCUCCGCCGCCUCCCCUCCCCCCGUCCUCCCUCCCACCGUGCGGCCGCCGCCCCUUCGCCGCUGCCCGCCGGAGCCGCAGACUUCCACCCCGAGCACAGGUCGCCGCCGCCGCCUCGUCCUGCCAUGAGCCCCCUCCCGCCGCAGCAGCAGCGCUGAGCGGGGAGCGCGGAGCCAUGCCGGGCUGGAAGAAGAACAUCCCCAUCUGCCUGCAAGCCGAGCCGGAGCGAGGUGAGUGCGGAGCGUCGGGGCCGGCAGCCGCCGCAAAGGAACCGGGGGAUGGGGGGUGGGAGAGAGGGCUGCCCAGCCACUGGGUGCCUCUCCAGCAAGCCCUGCUCGUCAGCGGGGCACGGCCGGGCGGCCCCGCGCCUUCCAUCUUGCUCCGCAACCGCGGCAGGAGCGGGGGGCGAGCGGGGCGGCGGGGGGAGGCCGGUAUCGUGGGCCGGGCUGGUGGGAACACACCAAACCCAGGCCUCCCGCCGCCGCCGCACCGGUAG
Dryobates pubescens (Downy woodpecker) is the source of this 1038-nucleotide messenger RNA. RefSeq names its product basic proline-rich protein-like. The transcript has a single exon. Lineage: Eukaryota; Metazoa; Chordata; Aves; Piciformes; Picidae. The coding region runs from base 1 to 1038 and encodes 345 amino acids. The record is from RefSeq and is a predicted model, not a curated record.